AUGCGUACCCGCCGGCGCCUGAUGCGCCACCAGUGCCUGCGUUUGGCCAGCGCCCGAGCAGGCAGUCCAGUUUACCUGACUCAGACGCUCACAGUUCUUCGCAUGGUGACCGCCAUGCUGCUGACAACACUCGAGAGUGGAGUGAUCGUUGGCAGGGUCGAGGGGGCGAUCAGCACGGCCAGCCAUGGGGAAAUGGUUGGACGAACACUGGUCGCUGGGAUGAUGGCUACCAACAUGGCGGCAGUGAUCGCCGUGGCAGCUGGGAAGCUUCUACGGCGGCAGAUUCGCACCGCGGUGGGCUAUGGAAGCCCGACGACCCUUGGAGCGACGGCAAGGAUCCUUGGUCCACAGGGGCGGACCAGCAAGACGGAUGGCGACGGCACCGCGAAGGCAACGGAUGGCGAGAACCUCACCUACAUCCCGCGGCAGAUGGUCGAGCUGGAGGACUACCGGGGAGCGAUCACGGAGACCAACACCGUGGUCAGUGGAGUGGCGCCCUGGACGAGCCUUGCCAGGGCCUCCGAGAAGAUCGCGGUCCCGACGUUCUCCGGCGAAGACCUGGGACUCGUGCUUUACCAGAGCUUAACGGGAAAAGCUUGGGUUGCUGCCGAGGAGCUGUCUGUCAGUCGUUUAGGUUCCAGCGGCGGCGUCGAGUACUUCGUUGCGUGGCUGAACGCAAGGUUCCUGGACUUGGAGAUCGCACGCAUUGGCAGGGCGUUUAGUGACUUCUUUAGAAAGCUCAGGAGACGUAAUGGCCAAAGCAUCCGGGAGUACAACAGCGAGUACGACAGACUUCAUGCACGCCUCAGAGAAGUCGGGUGCUGCCUACCACAAGAGUGUGCGGCUUGGCUUUAUGUCGAUCGUCUGCAAUUGGACGAACCCCAAGAGCUCAACCUCCUCUCGAGUGUCGGAAAUCAAUACAACCUUCUGAAGCUUCAACAGGCCGCAGUAUUGCACGAUCGUGGACACCGCAAGCCAUGGGAAUCCAAAGGUAGACGUCCCUACACCGCCCACCUCACGGAGGAAGCUGCCGAUGAAGACGAUGCGGAGGACCGCGACGAGCUCUACGACCAGCUUGACGGCGAUGAAGGGAUACCGGAGGAAGUGGCCGUGGCUUAUGCCACGUACCAGAGCGCAAAGGACAAGUACCGCGAGCAGGCCAAGAGCAGGGGCUACUACGGCGAGCGCAACGGGCCCAGCGCGGGAAAGGACAAGGGAACUGGAGGCCAGGCCGGGACUUCGCGUGAGGAGAAGAUCAAGCUGAUGAAGGCCAGGUCGUACUGUAUGAGCUGCGGAAAGAAGGGCCACUGGCACAAGGACGCGGAGUGCCCCAAUCGUGGGGCAAAGGAGGUUGAGAUGUGCCAUCAUGUGCCCUCGGAAGUCUACGCGCUCAGGCACAACGGCCCCAUCCUCGUCGGCAUCACCGACACGGCGUGCGCUAAAUCUGUGGCGGGGACCACAUGGCUACAGCAGUACAGCGACUUGGUGAAGGACACCCUGGGGAAACCAGAGUUCGUCCGAGAAUCCGAGGCCUUCAAGUUCGGGACCGGCAAAGUGCAUCACUCCGCCUUUUACGUGAUCGUGAAGUUCGAGCUUGGAGGCAAGGUGGUUGAAAUGAAGACUUCCAUAAUCAACGGUGACAUACCGCUGCUGCUCUCCAAGGGUGCUCUCGCUCAACUAGGAAUGGUGUACGAUGUCGCGGCGAAUCGGGCCAGCUUCAACAAGGUCGGGUUGGCCGACUUCGACUUGGUGACUACCUCUUCAGGUCACCCAGCUAUCCCGAUAGCACCGCCCAGCUCAGAGAGCGACGGCGCCAAGCUUGUCAUUUCUGACUCAGCAGUGUCGACCGCUCGUGCAUACAUGACGUUUGCAGUGGCUUGUCCUAGGUUUCCGGCUACGACACAAGGUUCAAUGGGCCCUCCACCACAUCUACUACUUCUACGGCUCAUGGUCAACAAGGUGAAGGCUACGUCGUUCUUGUCUUGGUGGGAAGGUACGAAGAUCACUACCGACUUCUGGUUGGAGAGCGACAUGGACACGCCAUGCAAACCCCCGGCCAUCUCGAAGAUGACGAAGGUACAGCUUCUGGAGGAGUGUACGCGGGUCGGGUUGGUCGUGCACCGCAGCUGGUCAGUGGAAGAGAUCAAGGCGGUGAUCCAAGAGCACCGCAUGGCGAGCGCAGCAACGAGCCCUGGAUACCGCAUGAAGUCCAUCACGAGCCUCAACCUUCCAGAGCUGAAGAUGAAAGCGGACGAGCUCGGGGUGCUGUACCCGGACAAGGUCACCAAGGGCAACCUCUUGCGCUUGGUCCGAGAUCACGUGACGACGCCGGCCACGGAGUUGAUGAAGAUCGGGCGCUAUACCGGGUGGGAGUAUGGCGAGAUCCCGCGGCAGUACGGGAUGUGGGCCGCCCGAGAGACCCGAAUGAGCCCGAAUCCGCACCCGGAGCUCGUGAGGUUUGCGCGAUGGUGGGAGAACAAGGAGCACGAGACGCACUAUGGCGCCAGCAUCACCUUCGAAGAGAAUGCGACCGUUCCCUACCGCCCCGAGGACGAGUCUGCGGCGACGAGCGAUGCCCAGAGUUCCAAGUGGAGCGAAUCCAAGGUCGGCUACAGUCCCGAGAGAGACGCUCGACCGGUCCCACCGAAGGCGAAGAGUCCAUCGCCGGGGCUCCACGAUUGGAGGGGCGACCGCGACUGGAAGUUGACCUACAAUCCGGACCGCGAGGGGUACCCGAUUCCGCCGAAGAUCAACAAGUGCACGUCCUCCGGCAGCACGAACAACGAGGCGAUGGAGGCCGAGAUGGAUCCCCACACGCUCGAGGAGAUCCAGCAGCUGGAGGCACGACUGGCCGUUUUGAAGGACAAGGCAAAGGGAGUCCCGCUCCUGGUGGUAGUUACGACUACGGCGGGACGAGUCAGAGCACUCUUGAUGGCCGACCGCGAGAACAACAACCUCAUCCACGCCUACAAGGGCUUUCCCCCGAUCGGCCUCAAGGUCUUCCCAGUGCUCUACUACCUGAACGGGAGCUGUUGCUCGAGGGACGACUACACCAUCGAGCACGACGUCUUCAUCACCGAGCAGCAGCUACUGAGCGGAAAAGGCGAGCAUUUCCGGAACUACGCUAACGGGCCCCGUCAACAACCAGACGACGACCUCUUCACUCAGGCCAUCGCGGACUGUGACUACUCCAACGACACCCUCUUGAAGCUCCUCGAUGGCAUGGACUUCCCGAAGGUCAAGACAGCAAGAGACGAGGUGUUUGGCGAGCAGGGCGCUCGAGUUCAGUACCGGACUCUUGGACUGUACUCGCAUGGCGGAACUUUCGGCGUCACCACUGGUACAAAGCAGAAUGGGUCUAUGGUCCGCUACCUGAACGAGUUCGCCAGGAGACGUCUUGGGAAGGAUGCUACAUGGACAUCGGUGACCCUUGGUCGGAAUGCGAGCACCCAGGUCCACCACGACUUCCACAACCUCAGAGGGAGCCGCAACUACACGAUGUCCCUUGGACAGCAGUCUGGCGGUGAGCUUUGGUUGGAGGACCGAUCUGUCCAGGAAAAGGAGAUCGGCAGCGAUGUUAAAUGGAGACGGGCCGGCACCGGCCAUUGGUUGCCGGGAAGACUCCACGACACCAACGGCAAGUUCUACGACUUCGACCCCUUCCUCAAGCACGCGACCGAGCCAUGGGUCGGUGACAGAUGGAUGCUCACCUUCCACUCGACUCGGAACUACCCGAAGGCUUCCGGAGGCCUGAGGGGCUACCUCAAGAACUGUGGCUUCCCCUUGCCCAAGUCCGACAAGAAGGCCCGGUUCGAGACCGCAGACAAGCAGCGCCCUCGGAGGAGUACUAGGAAGGCUUUGUUCAACAAUGCCGCGCGGAUCAGCGUGAUGAUGGCCAGCUUCAUUUGCGCUGCCGGGAACUACCUCAACGAGCAUGUCUAUCCGCAGGUCGACUACCAGCCCAUUGUCGUCUUCGAGAUCGGCGGCACCGAGGCCACGGAGGAAGCGGUUGCCCUGUCAAAGGACGUGUUCGAGCCGAUGACUUGGGAAACCUACCGGUCACCAGAAGGAAAGGAGACCGCGCACCACAUCAUCAAUGGAGGGACGCCACGUGAACUUCGACUACACCUCCGAGGAAGGAGCCCCCAGUGCGACGAAGCCGUUACCGAGCUCAUCCGGCAGCAACUUGGUGAGAAUGGUACAGUGGUCAUCGACGGGCCUACGGACGAUGACCUCCUCCGCAACGAGCGCUUCCGCGGAAUACAAGAAGGUCAUAAGCAGUACAACCAGGAGAAAGACGGCAGCUUCCUCCUCAUCCUUUUCAAGAGCAACCCCGACAGCAUCGCCAUCGAGAGGGACGACCGGGUUCACGAUGUAUGUGUUGUUGGUGCUGGAGAAGGCGAAAGAGUUGGAUCAUGA
Messenger RNA from Symbiodinium sp. CCMP2456, 4419 nucleotides. NCBI's taxonomy places the organism in Eukaryota, Dinophyceae, Suessiales, Symbiodiniaceae. The record is from the annotation of a GenBank genome assembly.